GCAGGAAUUUAUGCAAUUGAUGGCGUAACGAGUGUGAUGACUCACACAUAUUGUUUAUUGUUGUGGUCGGCUGUGAGCUUCGAGUUAUUUUAGAACGUGAAUCAGUAAUAGGAAAAAUUCACUGGAAUCGAUAAAAGUUUUUUAUCUAAGUAUAUAUAUAUAUUUAUACUUGAGUACUAAGCUCAUUCCGUGUAGUGCGUUCGAGGUGUUAUUGUCGAUUUGAUACACAAAAUUUGUUGUGGAAGUAAAAAUGGGGUCCGAAUAUAUGAAAACUAUUGCCAAGGGCAACAAUGAUAUGUCUAUGAAAUUGUACGAGGAGGUUGUGAAACAGGUGAAGGGUAACGUGAUUUACUCGCCGAUCAGCGUGCACACGAUCCUGUCCCUCCUCCAUCAGGGUUCCACCGGUAAAAUCGCCAACGAUAUGCAAAGGGUUCUUGGCAUUCCGGAGAAGAGCUUCAGCGCCGCCGGUUUCCAGGAGCUGAUGACUUCCUUGAACGGAGUCCAGAACAUCACGCUGGAAAUGGCCAACAAGGUGUUCGUGAUGGAAGGAUGCAAGCUGAACCCGACCUUCAAGGAGGUUGCAUUGAAAUCCUUCAACGCCGGAGCCGACGAGGUCAACUUUGCGGAAAACCAAAAGGCUGCAUCGACGAUCAACGGAUGGGUCGAGGAGAAGACCAAGGAUAAAAUCAAGAAUCUCAUCGAUCCGAACGCUCUGAACUCGCUGACGCGCAUGGUUCUCGUCAACGCGAUCUACUUCAAAGGUGAUUGGGCGAAGAAGUUCAACAAGAACAACACCACAAAGCAGAAGUUCUACACGAGCACCACGGAUUCCGUCGAAGUCGACAUGAUGCACAUGAAGGAUAAGUUCUUUUAUGGAGAGAAGGCGGAUCUUGACGCUAAAGUCUUGAGUAUUCCGUACCUCAACCAGGACGUCAGUCUGGUAGUUGUGCUUCCCAACGAUGUGGAUGGAAUUGAAGAGUUGGAGAAGAAACUCAUCAACUACGAUAUGUCCAAUUUGACCAAGGACAACUACAAGAUGGAGGUGGAACUUAGUUUACCCAAGUUCAAGAUCGAAACCACCAUCGACCUGAACCAACCCUUGAAGAACAUUGGUUUGGACAAGAUGUUCGCCGUGUCCGAAGAUUUAUCCGGGCUUCUGUCGAAUCCCAACGAGCCUCUUUACGUGAGCAAGGUCAUCCAGAAGGCUUUCAUCGAAGUCAACGAGGAAGGAGCAGAAGCCGCAGCAGCGACCGCUGUUCUAGUUGGAUUCGGUUGCGCACCUACAUUCAGGAACAAGAAAUAUGUAUUCAAAGCGGACCAUCCGUUCAUGUUCUUUCUCAACAUCAAAGACACCGUCAUGUUCAUCGGAAAACUAGAGAUUCUAUAAAAAUCCCACACCCGGACUUAAAACACUCGUCCUAGCUUUAAUACUCGCUUUUAAGUUUUUUUGUUUGUUUGUUUUUGUAUACGAAUGUUAUUAAUAUAUGUUUGGCUUUUUUAAAUUGUG
Nicrophorus vespilloides is the source of this 1507-nucleotide messenger RNA. RefSeq names its product serine protease inhibitor 3/4-like. Gene Ontology annotation, molecular function: serine-type endopeptidase inhibitor activity. Lineage: Eukaryota; Metazoa; Arthropoda; Insecta; Coleoptera; Silphidae. The coding region runs from base 251 to 1387 and encodes 378 amino acids. The transcript has 4 exons. The record is from RefSeq and is a predicted model, not a curated record.